CCCAGGACAGUGCAGGGAGAAGACACAGCUACAGACGUAUAUUAGAGUUGAGGUUAGAGGUAGAAGUUACUGUAUUUGAGCACAAGUGUGUUAAGAUGUCAAAGGGAGUUUAUGGAAACUCAGAUGGAUUUGAAGACGAUGAGCCUGAUGCAAUGAAGAACACAGACAUUGACGGCCAAUUAUAUUCCAACGUAAGAACCUUCAAGCCCAGUUCAAGAGAUGGAGUUGUUGCUUCAGAACCUGAUAGCUCAGAGAAGAGAUCCUCCAGAGUUGUUGCAGUGUGUCUGGGGCUGCUGUGUGUUCUACUGGCUGGGAUCAUAGGCCUGUCUGUCUACUAUGAUGGGGUCUCUAAGAGCUUCAUAGCCUAUAAGACCAACUCAUCUGCAGAGAUAGAACGGCUACAGACCAGCUACAACAACCUGACUAAAGAGAGAUACCAGAUGCAGACCAGUUACAACACCCUAACUAAAGAGAGAGACCAGCUACAGACCAGUUACAACACCCUGACUAAAGAGAGAUACCAGAUACAGACCAGUUACAACACCAUGACUAAAGAGAGAGCCAACCUACAGACCAGUUACAACAACCUGACUGAAGAGAGAGACCAGCUACAGACCAGUUACAACACCAUGACUAAAGAGAGAGACCAGCUACAGACCAGAUACAACAACCUGAAUGAAGAGAGAGACCAGCUACAGACUGAGAGAGAGUUUCUUAACUGGAGACUUACCAAUCUCAGCUGGCAGAAGUUUGAAUCCAGUUGGUACUUCCUGUCUACUGAGUCUAAAACCUGGAAGGAGAGCAGACAGGACUGUCUGAAGAGAGGAGCAGACCUGGUGAUCAUAAACAGUGAUAAGGAACAGACAUUUCUCUUCAACCUCAAGAAGAGAGUCUGGAUUGGUCUGACUGACUCUGUUAAGGAGGGGACCUGGAAAUGGGUGGACGGCACCCCACUGACCACAAGGUACUGGUAUGACCCACAACCUGAUUUUGCAGGUCCAACUGGGAACGAGGACUGA
Salvelinus fontinalis (brook trout) is the source of this 1019-nucleotide messenger RNA. RefSeq names its product C-type lectin domain family 4 member M-like. NCBI's taxonomy places the organism in Eukaryota, Metazoa, Chordata, Actinopteri, Salmoniformes, Salmonidae. The transcript has 6 exons. The record is from RefSeq and is a predicted model, not a curated record. The coding region runs from base 96 to 1019 and encodes 307 amino acids.